AUGUCAGAAUUUCCUUCCUUCUUAAGGCUGAAUAAUAUUCCAUUGUAUGUAAGUACCACAUUUUGUUUAUCUGUUCCUCUGUCGGUGGACAUUGGGUUGCUUCUGCCUUCUGGUUGUUGUGAAUAAUGAUGUUAUGAACAUGGGUAUGCAAAUAUCUAUUCAAGUCCCUGCAUUCAAAUCUUUUGGGUAUAUACCCAGAAGUGGAAUUACUGGAUAAUAUAGUAAUUCCAUGUUUAAAUUUCUGAGGAAUCACCAUCCUGUUUUCCGUAGCAGCAAUUUUACACAAUUUUAAGGCCAUUUCCAGUUAUUUUAGUAAGGAUUUUGUGAUACCCAAGUAGGCCUCCACAUACCUCAUGGAAUGUGAAAUUUCUAAAACAAAAUUACUUUAUUAAAACAUUCCAUACAGAACUUUUAACAAGAGAGGAUAUAUAAUAAAGGAUUACUAAAAAUGGUGCCUCAGUGCUUUAUUUCUCUUCAGAAAUAAAGCCUUAAAAGAGAUGUAUAUAGGUGGGCUCAAUGAAAAAGUGUUUUUUCCCAAGGUGAUAACUUAUGGGGGGCAUUUAAAGGGUUAAAGCAGUUGCAAUUUUGUAUACCUCACCACUCACCUUCUUCUCUGGAUCUUAGACCUGGCCUGCAUUUCCUAGGGCCACAGUGAGCUGAAACACACAUUCCCUGCACCUACUCCAGGCCAAACACACUCCUGAGUCUGGAGAGAGCUAGCCCAGGAGAAAUGGCACAGCAAAUCCACCCCUAUCAUCAUACAAUUCCCUUUCUCACUUUCGUAUUUUAUUUCACUAUUUUAUAUGGUUUUAUUUGUUUGCAUGUUUCUUGUUUGCCUCCCUCCAUCAGAAUGUAAGCUCCCUAAGAAUCCAGACUUGUUUAGCAUACCUUUCCUACAUUCAUGCCAGACACAAAAUAAGUCCUUAAUAAAUAUUUUUUGAAUGAAUAGGUUAUCAAAUGAAUGAAAUUUGCUUUCCUAGUCUAUUGCCAUCUACUCAAACUAUUUAAAAAAUUCUAAAAUAUUCUGAACGCUCAGAAAACCACCCUCUAUACAUAUCUAACAAAUCCUAAGGUUUUAGCAUCUUGCCUCAAAUUUUCUUUUGUCACUUAAAAAGAAGGAAAAAGAUAAAAAUAUGUAGGAUAUGGAGAGGUGGCUCACUUGGGGAGUCUGUAAAAAUGGGCAGUCUUUGUUUAUCCAGAAGAGGAGUGGUUCAUUUGCAUUGCUUAUAUAAACUCAAACUACAAAUCCCAGGCAGCACUGCAACAGUUUGGUAGCGGUCUAUUAUUUUUUUCUUCCGUAAACAGCCAAUGAAAGGUAGUUUACACAGGUCUUGGAUGACAUCUGGUGUAUUGGCUGUGUCCAGCCUUAAAUCUAGUUAGUGCAGUUUGGAAUGUGCUGCUGUAAACCAGAUUUAAAACAGGCUUUUACUGUUCAUUCGCAGCUCAUUGCGUCUCUUGUUUCACGGGCAAGAAGAGCUGAUUUAGUGAUCUAAAUGGAUGCAAUACUGAAUUACAAAUUGGAUGAUACUGAAGAUUACUACACGUUACUGGGAUGUGAUGAACUGUCUUCGGUUGAACAAAUCCUGGCAGAAUUUAAGGUCAGAGCCCUGGAAUGUCACCCUGACAAGCAUCCUGAAAACUCCAAAGCGGUGGAGACUUUUCAGAAACUGCAGAAGGCAAAGGAGAUUCUGACUAAUGAAGAGAGUCGAGCCCGCUAUGACCACUGGCGAAGGAGCCAGAUGUCGAUGCCAUUCCAGCAGUGGGAAGCUUUGAGUGACUCGGUGAAAACGUCAAUGCACUGGGCUGUCAGAGGAAAAAAAGAUCUAAUGCUGGAAGAAACUGACCAGACUCAUACCAACAAGGUUGAAAAUGAGGAAUGGAACAAGCAAAGAGAAAGAAAGAAAGAGGAGCUGGGUUCAACCACAGAGAAAAUGGAGCAAAAAGAAUCUGAGUCCCUGGAGAAGUCAUCCUCCCCACCGAAUCCAGACUCUUCAAGUUUUUCGGAUGUGAACAGUUGGCACCUUCGUUUCCGCUGGUCCGGGAAUGCCCCUUCAGAACUCCUGAGAAAAUUCAGAAACUACAAAAUAUGAAAUGCCCUGCUCCAUAGGAGAGAGAGCGAGUGAGCAAGACCAGCCACUGUGCUGCCAACACGCAUGCAGUCUUUGUUCAAAUCUUUAAAAUGUCAUGUUUCUAUGUCACGUUUGUGAAUUGCUGAGUACUGAUUGAUCCCUCCACCCUUGAACCCGUUAUCACAAUGUGUUUUUUAAAUGAGAAAAAUUUCAGAAGACAAGUGUCUUUUAAUAUUUGAAUAAAUUAAGGCUCUUAGAUCCAGAGUAGAUUGUAUUAUGUAUGUUUUCCUGUUAAUGUUGUUUAUAGAAACCCACUUUUUAAUCGAUCUCUGUAUUUAAAUAUUUCAUUGAUAUAUGAUGAUCUCUAUUAGUACUGGAUGUACAAGAAAUGUUUUCUGACUCUGGACUUAAAAUGAAAUGUGAAAUGACUUGUCUAGACCCCAUAGAAUGAAAUAAAUAAUUUCCCCAAAGUUCGAAA
Molecule: messenger RNA, 2547 nt
Organism: Miniopterus natalensis
Lineage: Eukaryota; Metazoa; Chordata; Mammalia; Chiroptera; Miniopteridae
Source: RefSeq, a predicted model, not a curated record